Messenger RNA from Ceutorhynchus assimilis (cabbage seed weevil), 1017 nucleotides. The record is from the annotation of a GenBank genome assembly. Lineage: Eukaryota; Metazoa; Arthropoda; Insecta; Coleoptera; Curculionidae.
GUUAGAAUACCCUAACAUACAAUUCCAGGUAAGCUGUGCAAUAUCGUAGCAAAUGUCUUUAUUAUAAUGUUUUUUUUUUUAGGGAUCAUGAAGACCUUCAUUAUAUUUGUUGCUCUUGUGGCUGCUGUUUCGUGCUCUGACGAAUGUUACAGGGAUGUCGUUGCUAUUUGUGACUUAUCUUCGGAAGAAGUCGCAUUGACAGAAUGUGAUGCAAAAUACGGUGGCAUCGAUAACAUCGAAAGCAGCUUUCAAGGAAUGGCCAAUACGUUCCUCUACAAAUCUUUAGAUUUCCUACUGAUGGCUACUCUCUACGGAAACUAUGAAAGAGGUCGUCCUGGCUUCCAAAAAUUUUUCCAAAGUCUCUCUGACCAAUUAUGGGACGACGGAAUCAACACUAUUAAAUACAUCACCGAUCGCGGUGGUGAAAUGAAUUUCAACAAUAUUCCAAUCUACCUUCAAGAAGACAGAACCUGUAGUGAACCUUCCGAAUUGGAAGCCAUUGGCAAGGCUUUGGAUAGUACGAAGAAAAUGGCCAGAGUUGUUUUCGAAUUGCACAAGGAAGCUUCUGGACAAUAUUACGAUCCAGAAAUCGCCCGUUAUUUGGAAGACGAGUAUAUGGCAAAGCAGAAAGAUAUAAUCAGGACUUUGGCAGGACAUGCUAAAGAUCUUAGUAGUUUGUUGGACGGACCUGAUGCUCCUUUGGGACUUUAUUGGUUUGAUAAACACUUGCAGGAAUAAGUAUCUAUAUAAUAUGAGUAUUGAUUUAUAAAGAUGUGAAAUAGUUAAGGUUUAAUUGAAAUCAUUUUUUGGGAUUGUCAGAUUAUAUUGUAGAAUUUGAUUAAAAAAAUAUUAAGCUGUUUUUUUUAUUAUCGGAUUAUCUACUCCAAAUUAAAUACCUACACUGAGAAAAUUCCCAGCAAAGAAUUAUUUCCUAAACUUUUUUUGGCUAAGACAGGCAGAAUUUUCUCGGUACCUAUAAAAAUACUUUAUCCACAAACAUCAAAUAAUGGCAGUUUU